Molecule: messenger RNA, 1155 nt
Organism: Thyridium curvatum
Lineage: Eukaryota; Fungi; Ascomycota; Sordariomycetes; Thyridiales; Thyridiaceae
Exons: 6
Coding region: 1-1155 (384 amino acids)
Biological process (GO): protein folding; response to endoplasmic reticulum stress
Cellular component (GO): endoplasmic reticulum
Molecular function (GO): protein disulfide isomerase activity
Source: RefSeq, a predicted model, not a curated record
AUGAAACGAUUCAGUCAGGGUCUGCUUGGUCUUUGGCUCGCUCUUCUUCCAUGUGCCAGGGCCUGGAACCAUGUUUCGGUCGACGCGCUUCCACGAGCGUUUCAAGACAACGACCUGACCCUAGUUGCUUUCAUUGCCCCAGAUAGUGAGAAAUGCAAAUCCCUCGAGCCAGCCUGGGAGGAUGCCGCAUCGGCAGAAGCCCCAGGCGCACUGCUGAGCGUCCAAUGCGGCGUCGACUCGCCCGGUUGUGACGAGUAUGCCACCAAGGAGUAUCCAACUAUACGGCUCUUCCAGAAAGACAAGCCAAGCACAGUCUACCAGGGCCCUCGCCGCGCCUCUUCCAUCCGGAACUUCCUCGCCCGCCACCGACGGCCGGUCGUGUCGCAAGUCAAAGCGGAGGACCUCGAAGCGUUCCGAGAGCUCGACGGCGACGCCGUGGUGAUCGCCUACCUGUCGGGCCCAGACGACGAGGCAGCCGGGGUCUUCGCAGAGGUGGCGGCCCGCCACCGGCACGAGUUCACCUUCGGCACCGUCACGGACCCGGCCGUCCUGGAAGCCGAGGGCGUAUCGCCCCCGCACAUCGCCUGCCACCGGCCCGGCGACGGCGAGGCCAAGGCCGCGAGCUGGUCCGGCGACGCAGACGGCCUCGAGAGGGCCGUGCUCGAGGCGUCGCGGCCCUUUGUCAGCGACUUCACCCCCCUCACGGAGCAGCGCCUGCUAGACCGCGGCUGGCCCAUGGUCUACCUCCUCUCCCCGACGGAGGACGGCCGCGCCGCCCUGCGCGCCGCCCUCCUCCGCUUCGCCCGCAGCUACCACGACUCGCUGACGGCCGUGCUCGUCGACCCGGCCGACUACCCGGACCUCCCCCGCAAGCUGGGCCUCGACCCGGCCCGGCACGGCUGGCCCGCCGGCGCCGUGCACCAGCUGUCCAGGGACCGCGUGUACCCGUACCCGCCCGGCCGCGCCCUCGACUCGCAGUCGGUCCAGCGGUGGGGGCUCGACGUGUACCAGGGCCGGGUCAAGCCGUGGACUCCGCCCGGCGUCACGACGAGCUACGACGACCUCGGCCCCCAGCGCGUGGCCACGCGGCGCCUGUCCGUCGCGAGCGGGUGGCCGGGCGUCAAGGUCAAGGUUGCGGGGCAUGACGAGCUGUAG